Molecule: messenger RNA, 3822 nt
Organism: Drosophila grimshawi
Lineage: Eukaryota; Metazoa; Arthropoda; Insecta; Diptera; Drosophilidae
Product: transcription elongation regulator 1
Exons: 8
Coding region: 188-3664 (1158 amino acids)
Cellular component (GO): nucleus
Molecular function (GO): transcription coregulator activity; RNA polymerase binding
Source: RefSeq, a predicted model, not a curated record
AGUGGAGAAUGAGUUUUGAGGUAUAAAUCGAUUUGAAAGGCUGCCACCUAACAACCUAGAAUUGAUAACGAAAAGAGUCGGAAAACGAAUAAUUAUCGAUAGCGGCAAUAAAAAGUUGUGGAAAAAAUUUUCGGGACUUCUUGUAAAUGAUAAUUGAAUAGAGCGUAGAGUGAGUGGUAAUUGUGUAAUGGAAACAAGUUUAGAAGAAAACGUGGAUGCGGAUAGAGCAUGUCCAAGUCCGCAAGACUCAAAAACACAAUCGCCGCUGGGCAUUAAUGGCAAAUCUGGUGGCGCUGGGGUCGGUUGUCAAGACGGCCCCAACGGAGUGGCAAUUGCUAGCGAGAAUCAAAAUCAGCCCAGCGAUGUGCAUUGGUCGAAGCCGUUCAAUGCGUUCAGCGGUCGUCCCAUUGGCGAACAUACGCAGAUGAAGCAGCAGCAACCGCAACAGCCACAACAACAACAGCAGCAGGCGGCGGUGGCGAUUCAGCAUUUGGCCAACACCCAACCGCUAUCGGGUGUCAAUGGGGUGGCACAGCCGCCAGAAAUUUGGGUCGAAACAAAAGCCGAAGACGGACGUUCAUAUUAUUAUCAUGCUGUGACGCGUGAGACAACCUGGACACGACCCGAUGGUCCAAAUGUCAAAAUCAUGACACAAGUCGAGGUCGAGGAGCUGGCCAAACGUCAGUCGAACGCAGUUGGCAAGCCCGAAACGAACGAUCGUGCCAAUGUGCCAGCAGCGACAUCAGCAGGAGCUGUGGUUGCAGCGCCAGGACAUUCGCAUUUGACGUCGCAGCCACCGCCGCAUCUAUUGAAUCAACCACCGCCGAAUGCAGCGGCACCGCUGCUCAGUCAGCCGCCACCGAAUGUGCGACAACAGCCGCCGCCGAUGUUUCAGCAGCCACCUGGUAUGCAGCCACCGCCGGGCUUUGGUCAGCCGCCACCGUUCUGUAUGCCGCCGCCCGCAUACGGCUUUCCAGGCGCUGCACAAGCCGGGCCCUGGGGCGUUGGCGUGCCGCCAUGGCAACAACAACAACAGCCACAGCAGCAGCAACAUAUGCAUGCGCCGCCUUCAGUGUCACAGGAUAAGCCCACUAAGAAUUUGAUCAUCAAGCCGGGCGUCAUAGAUCCGGCGGUGAUUGCCCGUGCAGCUGAAUGGUCUGAGCAUCGAGCGCCCGAUGGCCGACCUUACUAUUUCCAUGCGGCACGCGGCGAGAGUGUGUGGGAAAAACCGCAGGCCCUGCGCGAUAUGGAGGCGGCACGCAUGGCCGCCCAUUCGGGCGCCGCACCACAGGCACCACCAGUCGGAAUGCCGGCUGGCAUGCCGCCCCAUUUGCUGCCCAAUCCGUUGAUGCAUAUGCCUCCUGGUGCUGGUCCCGGUUUCGAUCCGCAAAUGGCGUUUGCCGCUGCAGCGGCAGCCAUGAAGGCGAACAGCGAGAACAACAAAGUGGCCCAGGCAGCCGCCAUGGAGAAGGAGGCAAAGAAGGCGGCCGAUGAGAAGCGCAAGAAGGACGAGGAGCAAAAGAAACAGGCGGUGGCAGCAGCAGCCACUGCGAAACAAACAGACAAAUCGCGUCCCGUGACGAGCACACCGAUUGCAGGCACACCCUGGUGUGUGGUCUGGACAGGCGAUGCUCGGGUCUUCUUCUACAAUCCCUCGACGCGCACUUCUGUCUGGGAUCGUCCCGAGGAUCUGAUGAAUCGUGAGGAUGUCGACAAGGCGGUCAAUGACCGACCCGAGCAGCUUAAAACGGCAGAGGAGAAAUCCGUUGAGGCAGAUCAGAAACUUGGUGAGAAUGCUGCCUCACUGGAGAAGCUGAAUCAGGUGCAAACGCAGCCACAGCAGCCGGAGGUGCAGCGAUUGGAUGCCGAAGAUGACGAGGAUGAGGUCAUUAAAAUUCGCACCGAGUCCGAGUCAAGCGUAGAGGAGGUGCCCACAAAGCGAGUGCGCACAUUUACCAAGGCGAAGAAAAAUGAGGAUGCCGUGCUGGAGGCUGAGCAGCGAGCGGCCAAGGAGCGCGCUUUGGUGCCGCUGGAGACACGCGUCACCCAGUUCAAGGAGAUGCUGCGCGAAAAGGAUGUGUCCGCAUUUAGCACCUGGGAAAAGGAGCUGCACAAAAUUGUGUUUGAUCCGCGCUAUUUACUGCUCACAUCGAAGGAACGCAAACAGGUAUUUGAAAAGUAUGUGAAGGAUCGCGCCGAGGAGGAGCGCAAAGAGAAGCGCAACAAGAUGCGACAGAAACGUGACGAUUUCCGCAAACUCAUGGAGGAAGCCAAGCUGCACGGCAAGUCUUCAUUUUCGGAGUUUAGCCAGCGCAAUGCGAAGGAGGAGCGGUAUCGGGCUAUUGAGAAGGUGCGCGAGCGGGAGAGUUUGUUCAAUGAGUUCAUCGUUGAGGUGCGUCGGCGUGAGAAAGAGGAUAAGCAGCUGAGGAAAGAGCAGAUACGCAAGGACUUUAUGGACAUGUUGCGGGAGCGUCAUGAUAUUGAGCGCCAUACACGCUGGUAUGACAUCAAGAAGAAAUUUGAAUCGGAUUCACGCUAUCGCGCUGUAGAUUCCAUGUAUCGCGAGGAGUUCUUCGAGGAUUACUUGCACAUCAUGAAGGAAGAGAAGCGACGAGAGCGUGAGCUGCGUGACCAGAAGGAUCGGGAUCGACAACGCGAACGUAAAUCUGAUCGCCGAGAUAGGGAUAAAGACAAGGACAAAGACAAGGACAAGGAUAAGGAGAAGGAAAAGGGUCGCAAAGAGAGUCGCAGGGAGCGCAGUCGGUCAAAGGAUCGCGAGCGCAAAUCCUCAAGAGACAAGGGGGAAAAGAGCAAAUCGGAUCGCAAAAAGCUGGAAUCACCGGAGGAGGGCGAACACUGCGACGAUUUUGAUCCGGAGGACCGGGCUGAUAGCGAGGAUAGUGAAAUGGCCCGUCAGCGCGAAAGCGAAGCCGAACAGAAGCAAAAGGAUCGGGAACGCAAGCUGCGGGCCGAACAGAGCAUCAGAGAACGCGAGAAGGAGGUGCAUCGAACACUGGCUGGACAUCUGCGUGAUCGGGACAAGGAGCGUGAGCAUCACAAGCGCGACGAGUGCAUUGGACACUUUAUGGCGCUGCUGACGGAUCUGGUGCGCACGCCCGAUUUCACCUGGAAGGAGGUCAAACGGCAGCUACGCAAGGAUCAUCGCUGGGAAUUGAUUGAGACACUCGAUCGCGAUGAUCGUGAGCGAAUCUUUAACGAGCAUAUUGACAAUCUGAUGAAAAAGAAACGCGAAAAGUUCCGCGAAAUGCUUGACGAGAUUGGCACACUGCAACUGACUAGCACCUGGAAGGAGAUCAAGAAAUUAGUCAAGGACGAUCCGCGAUAUCUCAAAUACAGCUCAGAUAAAGGGGAGCGCGAGUAUCGCGAUUACAUUAAGGACAAAACCAUGCAGGCCAAAACAGCGCUGCGUGAAUUGUUGCAGGAGUGUAAAUUCAUAACACACAAGAGCAGCGAUCUCAUCAAGGAAAAUGCCAAUCACCUUAAGGAAAUCCAGGACAUUCUCAAGAACGACAAGCGCUACUUGGUGCUGGAUCAUUUGGAGGAGGACCGCAGCAGUAUCCUAAUGGGCUUCUUGGAGGAGAUGAACAAACGUGGUCCUCCACCACCGCCAACAGCCUCCGAGUCCACACGUCGCAAUAAGUAAAGCCGAAAAACAAUAUUCAUAAACAAACAAAAUAACUCAAGCCCCAUUUAUGUUAAGCAUUGAACUUAUGUAGCACCUAAACAUAAAAUAUAUUAAUCCCUUCAAGAGCAUGCAACAAUGUGCUAUAUAAUAAACAAAUAAUGAAAAGAAAAGCCCAA